Messenger RNA from Miniopterus natalensis, 1827 nucleotides. RefSeq names its product albumin-like. The record is from RefSeq and is a predicted model, not a curated record. Gene Ontology annotation, cellular component: blood microparticle; cytoplasm. NCBI's taxonomy places the organism in Eukaryota, Metazoa, Chordata, Mammalia, Chiroptera, Miniopteridae. Gene Ontology annotation, biological process: transport. Gene Ontology annotation, molecular function: enterobactin binding.
AUGAAGGGGGUAACUUUCAUCUGUAUUCUCUUUCUUGUCAGCUCUGCUUCCUCCAGGGGCCUGUUUCGUCGAGAUGCACCCAAUAGUCAGCUUGGUCAUCGGUACAAGGACCUGGGAGAAGAGCAUUUCAAGAGCCUCAUGCUGGUUGCCUUUUCUCAGAUUCUCCGGAAGUCCACAUUAGACGAGAUUUUAAAACUGACAAAUGAAAUAACUGAUUUUGCAAAAGGAUGUGCUCAUGACCAGUUAGCUGAAAAUGUUUGCAACUUAUUUCACACCACUUUUGCAUAUAAACUGUGUUCAGUCGCAUCUCUUCGUGCCUCCUAUGGGGACAUGGCUGACUGCUGCGAGAAACAAGAGCCGGAGAUAAACGAGUGCUUCCUGAGACACAAAGAUGAUAAGAUAUACUUCCCUAUAACUGUGAUACCAGAGCCCGAUGCAAUGUGCACUGCCGUUCAGAAAAGUGAACAGAAGUUUCUGGAACAAUCCUUAUAUGAAGUUGCCAGAAGAAAUCCUUACUUUUAUGGCCCAGAGCUCCUUUACUAUGCUCAAGAAUUUAUAGGAGAUUUAACAAAAUGCUGUGAAGCUGCUGAUAAAGUUGCCUGCCUGGGACCAAAGAUUAGUGCCACAAAGAAAAAUGUACUGUCUGCAGCUUCCAGAGAGAAUUUCAAGUGCUCCAUUCUCCACGCUGGUGGAGAAAGUGCUUUGAGAGAAUGGUUCUUAGUUCGCCUGAGCCAGAAAUUUUCCUGUGCUGACUUUAUGACGGUUUCCAAAUUGGUGACAGAUCUUACCAAAACCCACAAGGAAUGCUGCCAAAGUGACCUGCUUGGAUGUGCAGAUGACAGGGCGGAUCUUGCCAAGUACAUGUGUGAAAAUCAAACAUCAAUCUCCAGUAAAUUGGCAGAAUGCUGUAAUAAGCCUGUGUUGGAAAAAUCCCACUGCCUUGCUGAGAUGGCAGGUGAUAAUUCGGUUACUAGCUUGGUCCCAUUAACUACUGAUUUUGUUGAAAAUAAGGACGGUUGCAAAAACUAUAUGGAGGCAAAAGAUGUCUUCCUGGACAAGUUUUUGCAUGAGUUCUCAAGAAGGCAUCCUGACUAUUCUGUCUCAUUGAUACUGAGACUUGCCAAGGCAUAUGAAGCUACACUGGAGAAGUGCUGUGCCACCGGUGAUGAUGAUGCAUGCUAUUCCAAAGUGUUGGAUGAACUUCAGCCUCUUGUGGAUAAGCCACAGGAAUUAAUGCACAAAAAUUGUGAAAUUUUUGAAAAAGUUGGAUGGUAUGGCUUCCAAAAUGCGCUGCUGAUUCGUUACACAAAGAAACUACCGCAUCUGUCAACUCCAACCCUUGUGGAUCUCUCACACAAACUAGCAGACAUGGGCAGCAAGUGUUGUAAGCUUCCCGAAUCACAAAGGACGGCUUGUUCUGAAGACAAUCUGUCCUCAGUCGUGAACGAGUUGUGCUUGGCACAUGAGAAGACACCAGUGAGCAACAGAGUUACCAAAUGCUGCACAGAGUCAUUGGAGAACAGACUGCCAUGCUUUUCUUCUCUGGAACUUGAUGAAACUUAUGUUCCCAAAGUAUUUCGUACUAAUACAUUCACCUUCCAUGCAAAUGUAUGCACACUUUCUGAGUUUUCGCGACAGGUCCAGAAACAAACUUUACUUGUGGAGCUGUUGAAACACAAGCCCAAGGCAACCGAUGAAAAACUGAAAACUGUUACGGAUAAUUUCUCAGCUUUUCUACAGAAGUGCUGCGCAGCUGCUGACAAAGAGGCCUGCUUUUCUGAGGAGGGUCCAAAACUUGUUGCUUCAAGUCAAGCUGUCUUAGCCUAA